AGCCUUUUGAGCCAGUGAGUUUGUCUGGACUCUUGAAUAUAAAAGGCCUUGAUUUGCUCAAGUAUUUCAUUUUGAAACCAGACAUUCUUCACAAAGCCUUCUGUGUCUCCCUUUCGUCUCUCGCUCAUCAAUCCAAUCCAAUUGCCUCCCAGUUUCAUCCAAUCACCAAGAUGAAGCUCCUCUCCGUUGCUAUUGCCAUGCUGGCUGCUUCCACUGUCCAAGCGCAAACUCUUCCCAAGUGGUGUGGUCACCCCGGUCAGGGCUGCUAUAUGAUGAAGCGCGCCGCCGAUGCUUCCUUCGAGGUCAAGCGCCACGCUGAUGCUCUUGCCGAUGCGAUGGCUGGCUCCCGUCCCCUUGUCCUUCAGAAGUGGUGUGGACACCCCGGACAGGGCUGCUUCAAGGCCAAGCGUGCCGCCGAGGCCGCUGAUGCGGUCAAGCGCUCCGCCGAUGCUCUCGCCGACGCUAUGGCUGCUCUCGAUGAGGAGGAAUAAGUUCAAUCAACCUCAACGUCGUGGACUUUGGGCAUAUCCACAGUACUCUCGAUCUCCAAAUGUUACUCGCAACGACGUUUCUACCAAGUACCAAGGCACCGACGCCAGGGCUGGCAUGUUGGCCUGGAUUUUCAUGGCGGGACACUCCUUUACUUGACUGGCCAUACAUUUUCUUUACUUUUUU
Messenger RNA from Penicillium canescens, 675 nucleotides. Its product is annotated as mating alpha-pheromone PpgA. The record is from RefSeq and is a predicted model, not a curated record. The transcript is spliced from 2 exons. The coding region runs from base 171 to 491 and encodes 106 amino acids. NCBI's taxonomy places the organism in Eukaryota, Fungi, Ascomycota, Eurotiomycetes, Eurotiales, Aspergillaceae.